Molecule: messenger RNA, 1002 nt
Organism: Alternaria postmessia
Lineage: Eukaryota; Fungi; Ascomycota; Dothideomycetes; Pleosporales; Pleosporaceae
Exons: 2
Coding region: 1-1002 (333 amino acids)
Molecular function (GO): protein binding
Source: RefSeq, a predicted model, not a curated record
AUGGAAGAGACCAAUGACAGCAAUGACUCUAUCACCACAAAAAUAGAGGUUGCUACGCAUGGUGACGUUAUUCUUGUGGUCGGUCCACACAACAAGAAGAUUCGAGUCUAUUCCUCCGUUCUCAAAAACGCAUCGAAGUAUUUCAGGGUUAUGUUCGGACCACACUUUGCUGAAGGCCAAAAUCUGGAUAGUGAUAACCCUAAGGAAGUUUCCAUGACAGAAGAUAAUGCACACGCCUUAGAGGUUAUCUGUAACGUCAUCCAUCUCCGAAACGAUGCAGUGCCACAUUCUCUCAGCCCUAAGGAGAUCUUCGAAAUCGCUACAGCUGCCGAUAAAUUUGAUUGCGUCGUUGCUCUGAGAUAUGCCAGCGCAAUUUGGCUGAAUCCGAAAGGUGUUGAGGAUAUCUUAGAGUUGGGUUAUCUCAUGGCUGCCGCCUACAUUUUGGACGAUGCGCAGGCCUUCGGUGAUAUUACAAUCUCGAUGAUGCUCCAUCAUCAAGGUUCUUACCUUCCGCUCGCCGAUCAAGUUGUCGGUCUGACUGAUUGGGUUCCAUGGAAGGUUCUUUAUCUCUUAGAAGAGCGAAGAAACAGGAUGCGCACAGAACUGCAGCACAUAUUGUUCAAUGGAUCAACGGAUGCCGGAAUGGACGAGAGCAGUUCGUGCACUUGCGCAUGGGGAGCUGUUCAUAGUCUUGCUCACACAGAACUUCUACAACAUGAAGAUCUUCGGCCGUUGCAGGUACUGGAUGUCACAGUAUCAAAAAUCGUUGAAAAGAUGGAGCAGAUGCGUGAUCCACUCAUGCCCAAGCAAUGGGAACGCUGUGAUUAUCGCUGGCAUGGAGAACCUCGCUAUAGAGCAACGCGCGGUGACAGGCUAAAUGGAUUUCGUGAGAGAAACCGCCUCUGUCUCGAUUGCGUACGAGAUGGAACCACGACUACGAACCAGGUUCACAGGACUAAAGGUUGCAUCACUAAUCAGAGGAAAUUCCCAUGGGAAUCUUGA